Astyanax mexicanus (Mexican tetra) is the source of this 1281-nucleotide messenger RNA. RefSeq lists its product as uncharacterized. The record is from RefSeq and is a predicted model, not a curated record. NCBI's taxonomy places the organism in Eukaryota, Metazoa, Chordata, Actinopteri, Characiformes, Acestrorhamphidae. The transcript has 3 exons. Bases 1 to 1281 code for a protein of 426 amino acids.
AUGGGCGUUACUGGAGCGUUUCUCGGUGGCGGUGGAGUGGUGGUGGUGGUGAAUCGCUCUGAAAGGGUGUCGGGAGCGGGAGCGCGCGGCGGCGAGGCUGCAGGGAUUGAGCGCGUAUCCCGCGCUCAGCUCGGGGAGGAGUCGCGCGCAGACUCCGAGAGGCGGCGCCUCCCACGCGCUCCAACCGGCGACGAUCCGCGAGCGACCCAAAUAAAACCCAGCCUGCGGUCCCGCAGCCCGGUCCGGUCCAACCAGGAGGAUUCUGCUCAAAACAACAGCACUGCUAAUCUCCAGGUGAUUUACUUCCUACCACCUAACCUCCUACACCCCAAACUUCUACCCCCCAACAACCUCCUACCCCCCAACAACCUCCUACACCCCAACAACCUCCUACCCCCAACAACCUCCUACCCCCAACAACCUCCUACACCCCAAACUUCUACACUCCAACAACCUCCUACACCCCAACAACCUCCUACCCCCCAACAACCUCCUACCCCCCAACAACCUCCUACCCCCCAACAACCUCCUACCCCCCAACAACCUCCUACCCCCCAACAACCUCCUACACCCCAACAACCUCCUACCCCCCAACAACCUCCUACCCCCCAACAACCUCCUACCCCCCAACAACCUCCUACCCCCCAACAACCUCCUACCCCCAACAACCUCCUACCCCCCAACAACCUCCUACACCCCAACAACCUCCUACCCCCCAACAACCUCCUACACCCCAACAACCUCCUACCCCCCAACAACCUCCUACCCCCCAACAACCUCCUACCCCCCAACAACCUCCUACCCCCAACAACCUCCUACACCCCAACAACCUCCUACCCCCCAACAACCUCCUACCUCCCAACAACCUCCUACCCCCCAACAACCUCCUACCCCCAACAACCUCCUACCCCCCAACAACCUCCUACACCCCAAACUUCUACACUCCAACAACCUCCUACCCCCCAACAACCUCCUACCUCCCAACAACCUCCUACCCCCCAACAACCUCCUACACCCCAACCUGUUACCCCUCAACAACCUUCUACCCCCCAAACGUUUACCCCCAACAACCUACUACCCCCAAAAUUUUACCCACAACAACCUCCUACCCCCAAAAACAUUCGGCCCCCAACCUUUUACCCCCAACAACUUACUACCCCCCAAAAACACCUACAACCUUCUACUUCCCCAACUUUCUACCCCCAAACUUCUACCCCAACAACCGCCAACAACCCCCUACAACUUUCUACCCCUCAACCCCCCCCUUUCUCAUCAUGGUGA